Messenger RNA from Phaedon cochleariae (mustard beetle), 2031 nucleotides. Lineage: Eukaryota; Metazoa; Arthropoda; Insecta; Coleoptera; Chrysomelidae. The record is from the annotation of a GenBank genome assembly.
GUAACGAUGAUACUCAUAGUAAGGUAGUGUCAUUCAACUUGAACGGAUAACACGAUAACAGGUCUAAGCGAUGCUGCAACAGAAUCAGUAAAUCAAUAAUUCGUUAUCAAGAGUUAGUAGACAAACGUAUAAAAUGAGAUUUGUAUAUCUGAUUGUCUUCAUCGAACUAAUAUGUGACGUGUACGGAUACAAGAUCUUAGUGGUAUUCCCGAUGCCUGCGUUCAGUCAUUUUCGACUCGGUAGUACUCUGGCCGAUGGACUGGCAGAAGCAGGACAUGAUGUGACCUUGGUCAGCCCUUUCGAGGACAAGAAGGUGCCUGGAAAUGGAUCACUCAGGAAUGUCGUUCUUUCACUCAUCAGUGAACUCAAAAAUGAUAACAAUGUCCGUUUCUUCGAUAUGGCGGAAUUCGGUGUAUUCCUAGAAACGUUGUUCGUGAACUAUCUCGGGAACGAUGCCACUAAUAAAACGUUGGAAGAUCCAGCACUUCAACGACUCCUACAUUCCAAUGAAAAAUUUGAUGUCGUCAUCAUCGAGCAAUUUAUCAAUGAUGGAUUGAAGGCUCUUGCAUGGCACUUUGACGCCCCUUUGAUCAUGUUCAGCACCAUGGGAGCAACCGCUUGGUUAAACUCCAUAUCUGGAAAUCCAUCCCCACCAUCCUACAUCCCCGAUACAUUUGUGGAAUACGGCAGUUCCAUGACGCUAUGGCAAAGAACUAAAAACUCAUUAGUCAAGCUCUUCCAUGAUCUCACUCGAUACUUCAUUGUAUACCCUGCUCAAGAUGAAAUGGUGAAGAGGCAUUUCCCAGGGUGUCCAAGUGUUGAAACUCUAUCUUACAACGUAUCGCUGUUCUUUUUGAAUUCACACGAGAGCUUUGCGCAAUCUGUCCCACUCGUCCCUAAUAUGAUCAACAUUGGUGGAUAUCAUGUUCAGCCUCCCAAAAAGCUGCCAGUGGAUCUCCAGAAGAUCUUAGAUGGUGCUAAAGAUGGAGUCAUUUUCUUCAGUAUGGGAUCAAACAUAAUUCCUUCGCAAAUGAAAUCUGAAACAAAACAGGCGUUGAUAGAUGUUCUGGGUGGGUUGAAAGAAACAGUACUCUGGAAAUGGGAUGAGGAAGAUUUACCGGGUAAAACUGGUAACAUUGUGAUCAGGAAAUGGUUUCCGCAAAUGGAUGUUUUAGCACAUCCGAACGUGAAAUUAUUCAUAACACAUGGAGGAAUACUUAGUACAACGGAAACAAUCUACCAUGGGGUACCAAUUUUGGCAUUACCAGUUUUUGGAGAUCAGAAGCUCAAUGCGGCUAAGGCAGUGGAUGCUGGAUAUGGAGUUUCCCUUCACUUCCAAGAUUUGACUAAAGAUUUGUUCAGCUCGGCAUUGAAUGAAGCCCUGAAGAAUCCAGAAUAUCUCAAGAAUGCUAGGAAGAGAUCUGUGUUUCUACAUGAUAGACCUAUGAAGCCUAUGGACCUUGCAGUCUACUGGACCGAAUUUGUAGCAAGAUUCAAAGGUGCUCCUCACCUCAGAGUUGCUGCAGUUGAUAUGCCAUGGUACAAAUAUUACCUGGUAGAUGUUAUGGCCAUGUUAAUGAUAAUGUUUCUUGUCGUUUUGACUUUAUUGUAUUUAGUCGUUAGGAAAGUUUGUUGCCGUCGAUCAAAUAAUUUGAAACUAAAAAAGAAUUGAUUCGUUUCAAGUCAAGAUCAAUGAUCUUAGGAGAAAUAUUAAACGUGGUUCAUUUGUCAAUGUCGAUUUACCUUGGUAACUCAAUAGGUCAACCAGUUUCUCGAAAUGUUAAGACAAUUUCCUUCACAGGGUGAACCGAUUUAAAAAUAUGAAAAAUUAUCAUUCAUAAUCCCCCUAGAGAAUGAGUUAUGGCUGGAAAUUUUUUGAGUACAUGAAUUGUUUGUGAAUUGAUAUCAUCAGUUGCGAAGCGAUGAAUGAUAGUUUUUUUCAAAAAUUCAUUUACGAGACAAUAAAUUUCUCGCAAUUCAUUCAUGCACGUGGGGGAUUUGGUAAGAAGAUUUUAUACCUGAAAUAUAUUG